Ceratina calcarata is the source of this 2036-nucleotide messenger RNA. It is a transcript of the gene AspRS, whose product is annotated as aspartyl-tRNA synthetase. Gene Ontology annotation, cellular component: cytosol; aminoacyl-tRNA synthetase multienzyme complex; cytoplasm. Gene Ontology annotation, biological process: aspartyl-tRNA aminoacylation. Bases 313 to 1911 code for a protein of 532 amino acids. Gene Ontology annotation, molecular function: RNA binding; ATP binding; aspartate-tRNA ligase activity. The record is from RefSeq and is a predicted model, not a curated record. The transcript has 13 exons. Lineage: Eukaryota; Metazoa; Arthropoda; Insecta; Hymenoptera; Apidae.
AUUCGUUCUUUUUGUUAUCGGCACACUCUCAUAAAAGUGCAGAUCGCGAAAUAUGCACAAGUGCGAGUUGGUAAAAUCACUCUGUAAAGACGUAGAAGCUUGUUGCGCGAUCCACGUGUUUUUUGCGACUCCGUGCAAACUCUGAUACGCGCUGUGACCAAGAAUCAAAAGACAGUAACGAAAUUGGUAUUAUAAACAAUAUUUUUGGAGUACGCGUUUUUAAUUAACGACAUACCACGAAACAGAACGUAGAACAGAGCUGUCAGUCACGUGUAAUUUUUUCAAACUUGACUCGAAUUAAAGGAUUUCAAGAUGGGCGUGGAUAAACCUACGGAUUCACCUGUAGGAGGCGAGGAGCCUUCUAAGAAGGCUCUUAAAAAACAAAUGAAGGAAGCCGAGAAAGCGGCGAAAAAAGCUGAGCGAAAAGCACAAACUCAAGCGAAUCAAGAAGCGAUCCAGGAGGAGGACGUGUCGGUAGGAAACUAUGGAGAGACCGGUCUGAUACGGAGUAAAGAGAAACACGCGGAAAGAAAGUUUACUGAUAUCAAAAAUUUGAAGUCAGAUUUGGAGAACAAAACAGUAUGGUUGAGGGGAAGAUUACAUACUAGCCGUGCCAAAGGUAAACAAUGCUUUAUCGUUCUGAGACAACAAUCUUAUACGGUGCAAGGUUUAAUCGCCGUCAGUGAAAAAAUCAGUAAACAAAUGAUCAAAUUCGUGUCCAACAUCACCAAAGAGUCGAUCGUCGACGUGGAGGCGGUCGUGAAACGCGUCCCCUCGAAGAUCGAGUCGUGUACCCAGAAAGACGUGGAGAUACACAUCACGAAAGCUUUCGUCAUAAGUGCUGCGAAACCGCAAUUGCCCUUGCAAAUAGAGGAUGCUUCGAGACCUGCAGGAGAAGCCGACGAGAAUGCCCUAAAUAUAAAAGUGAAUCAAGACACCAGGUUGGACAACAGGGUGUUGGAUUUAAGGACGCCGGCCAAUCAAGCUAUAUUCAGAGUCGAAGCAGGAAUUUGCAAAUUGUUCAGAGACAUACUUACUGCUAAAGGUUUCGUCGAAAUUCAUACGCCAAAAAUUAUAUCCGCGGCGAGCGAAGGUGGAGCGAACGUAUUUACGGUGUCGUACUUUAAAGGAAACGCCUAUUUAGCGCAAUCCCCUCAAUUGUACAAACAAAUGGCGAUAGCGGCUGAUUUUGACAAAGUUUUUACCGUAGGAGCAGUUUUCAGAGCCGAAGAUUCAAACACCCACAGGCAUCUGACCGAGUUCGUUGGUCUGGAUCUGGAAAUGGCGUUCAAGUAUCAUUAUCACGAAGUGGUCGACACCAUCGGACAAAUGUUCACGGAGAUGUUUAGAGGUCUACGCGAUUAUUAUGCUGCCGAUGUCGAGGCUGUGCGCCAGCAGUACAACGUAGAGCCGUUCAAGUUUCUGGAUCCUCCUCUGAGAUUAGAAUUCAAAGAUGCGAUUGAAUUAUUGGCGGAAGCCGGUGUAAUUUUGGGCGAGGAAGACGAUUUGUCCACGCCGGAUGAAAAAUUGUUGGGCAAACUCGUUAAAGCAAAAUACGAUACAGACUUUUAUAUCUUGGACAAAUAUCCGCUGGCCGUGAGACCGUUCUAUACUAUGCCGGAUCCGAAUAAUCCUAAACUAUCAAACUCAUACGACAUGUUCAUGCGCGGCGAGGAGAUCAUUUCCGGCGCGCAACGUAUUCACGAUCCCGAGCUUCUGACGGAACGUGCGAAACAUCAUGGAAUCGACAUAGAGAAGAUAAGAUCAUACAUCGAUGCGUUUAAAUACGGAUGUCCUCCUCAUGCCGGUGGUGGGAUCGGGAUGGAACGCGUCGUCAUGCUUUAUCUCGGCUUAGACAAUAUUAGGAAAGUUUCCAUGUUUCCCCGUGAUCCUAAACGCCUUACACCGUAAAAUCUUUCGACAUCUGUGCGUGCAAUUCCACGUAUAUUAAAAUAAACUUAAUCGAAAGUUCUUACUAUAGUUGGAUUGUAUCAAAAAAAGGAACACAUAAUAAAGUUGGUUGAAUAUGUUUAUAA